Gorilla gorilla gorilla (western lowland gorilla) is the source of this 8322-nucleotide messenger RNA. RefSeq names its product kinesin family member C1 (gene KIFC1). The coding region runs from base 558 to 2579 and encodes 673 amino acids. NCBI's taxonomy places the organism in Eukaryota, Metazoa, Chordata, Mammalia, Primates, Hominidae. Gene Ontology annotation, biological process: microtubule-based movement. The transcript has 12 exons. The record is from RefSeq and is a predicted model, not a curated record. Gene Ontology annotation, molecular function: ATP binding; microtubule motor activity; microtubule binding.
GUCUCCCGGCACGGGUCCUCGUUUGCGCACGCGUCAUUUCUUUCCUCCAGCGUCCCCGCCCCUUCUCCUCCGGCCGCCACCAGUUACGCUUGGCCAGUUGCGUUCGUGCGGCGACGUCCACGCAUUUUCUGACGUAGCGAGCGACGGCGGGGAGCCGAGCGGAAGUCCAGCACUGUUGCCGCUAGAGGAGGGGAGGGGUGAGAAGCAUAAGUGGCACCGGAAGUGGAAUUAAUCCGCCUACCUCUCCUGCGCCUGCGAAACAGAAAAGACAAGGCGCCUGUCGGGAGGGGUGUGGCUUCGGGUGGCGGAGAACGCUGCGAUUGGCCCUCGGCUGUGGCGACAGCGACGAUUGGUCCCUGCGUGCAGAGCGCGGUGAGAGUGGGUGGCGGCCGUUGGAAUUCAAAAGUGGCGGGUGUGGCGCGGGGCUGGUAGCGGCCGGAGCCGUGCGAGUUCUCUACCCUGCUUCGCGAGCGGGCGAGAGAACGCGAGUCCCAGGAUCUCCGGCACCCAGUUCUCUUCCACUGCAUUCCCCCGGCGCGUGUGGGACCGAGGUGGACAUGGAUCCGCAGAGGUCCCCCCUAUUGGAAGUAAAGGGGAACAUAGAACUGAAGAGACCUCUGAUUAAGACCCCUUCCCGGCUACCUCUCUCAGGAAGCAGACUCAAGAGGAGGCCUGACCAGAUGGAAGAUGGCCUAGAGCCUGAGAAGAAACGGACAAGAGGCCUGGGUGCAACGACCAAAAUUACCACAUCCCACCCAAGAGUUCCAUCCCUCACUACAGUGCCACAGACACAAGGCCAGACCACAGCUCAAAAAGUUUCCAAGAAGACAGGACCCCGGUGUUCCACAGCUAUUGCCACAGGGUUGAAGAACCAGAAGCCAGUUCCUGCUGUUCCUGUCCAGAAGUCUGGCACGUCAGGUGUUCCUCCCAUGGCAGGAGGGAAGAAACCCAGCAAACGUCCAGCCUGGGACUUAAAGGGUCAGUUAUGUGACCUAAAUGCAGAACUAAAACGAUGCCGUGAGAGGACUCAAACAUUGGACCAAGAGAACCAGCAGCUUCAGGACCAGCUCAGAGAUGCCCAACAGCAGGUCCAGGCCCUGGGGACAGAGCGCAGAACACUGGAGGGGCAUUUAGCCAAGGUACAGGCCCAGGCUGAGCAGGGCCAACAGGAGCUGAAGAACUUGCGUGCUUGUGUCCUGGAGCUGGAAGAGCGGCUGAGCACGCAGGAGGGCUUGGUGCAAGAGCUUCAGAAAAAACAGGUGGAAUUGCAGGAAGAACGGAGGGGACUGACAUCCCAACUAGAGGAGAAGGAGAGGAGGCUGCAGACAUCAGAAGCAGCCCUGUCAAGCAGCCAAGUAGAGGUGGCAUCUCUGCGGCAGGAGACCGUGGCCCAGGCAGCCUUACUGACUGAGCGGGAAGAACGUCUUCAUGGGCUAGAAAUGGAGCGCCGGCGACUGCACAACCAGCUGCAGGAACUCAAGGGCAACAUCCGUGUAUUCUGCCGGGUCCGCCCUGUCCUGCCGGGGGAGCCCACUCCACCCCCUGGCCUCCUCCUGUUUCCCUCUGGCCCUGGUGGGCCCUCUGAUCCUCCAACCCGCCUUAGCCUCUUCCGGUCUGACGAGCGGCGUGGGACCCUGAGUGGGGCACCAGCUCCCCCAACUCGCCAUGAUUUUUCCUUUGACCGGGUAUUCCCACCAGGAAGUGGACAGGAUGAAGUGUUUGAAGAGAUUGCCAUGCUUGUCCAGUCAGCCCUGGAUGGCUAUCCAGUAUGCAUCUUUGCCUAUGGCCAGACAGGCAGUGGCAAGACCUUCACAAUGGAGGGUGGGCCUGGGGGAGACCCCCAGUUGGAGGGGCUGAUCCCUCGGGCCCUGCGGCACCUCUUCUCUGUGGCCCAGGAGCUGAGUGGUCAGGGCUGGACCUACAGCUUUGUAGCAAGCUACGUAGAGAUCUACAAUGAGACUGUCCGGGACCUGCUGGCCACUGGAACCCGGAAGGGUCAAGGGGGCGAGUGUGAGAUUCGCCGUGCAGGGCCAGGGAGUGAGGAGCUCACUGUCACCAAUGCUCGAUAUGUCCCUGUCUCCUGUGAGAAAGAAGUGGAGGCCCUGCUUCAUCUGGCCCGCCAGAAUCGGGCUGUGGCCCGCACAGCCCAGAAUGAACGGUCAUCACGCAGCCACAGUGUAUUCCAGCUACAGAUUUCUGGGGAGCACUCCAGCCGAGGCCUGCAGUGUGGGGCCCCCCUCAGUCUUGUGGACCUGGCCGGGAGUGAGCGACUUGACCCCGGCUUAGCCCUCGGCCCUGGGGAGCGGGAACGCCUUCGGGAAACACAGGCCAUUAACAGCAGCCUGUCCACGCUGGGGCUGGUUAUCAUGGCCCUGAGCAACAAGGAGUCCCACGUGCCUUACCGGAACAGCAAACUGACCUACCUGCUGCAGAACUCUCUGGGUGGUAGUGCUAAGAUGCUCAUGUUUGUGAACAUUUCUCCACUGGAAGAGAACGUCUCCGAGUCCCUCAACUCUCUACGCUUUGCCUCCAAGGUGAACCAGUGUGUUAUUGGUACUGCUCAGGCCAACAGGAAGUGAAGACGGAUCCAGAUGUGUGUGUGUGUGUGUGUGUGUGUGUGUGUGUGUGUGUGUGUGUGUGUGUGUCCGUAUGUCUAUGUAUCGGGUGAGGGGUGGGAGGGUUGCUGGAGGGUGCUUUAUUGGGUGGAGGGCACCAUGUCCCAGGGCUAUCAAAUAAAGAAUAGGUUUUUUUUUUUAAAUAAAGGUUUUAUUAGCAUUUGCCCAAGAAGGCAGAUACUUUCAUAUCUGUAAAGGUGGGAGCUGUGAUCUGUUCCCUCUGCCAAACGUUUAUGUGGGAGGCGGGAGCGGGGGCUGAGGGCUUCGUCUUUUUUCCCCUCUGCUAUCACCGGUUCUGGACCUUGGCCUGGAUCAUCUUCCCCUCUGCUAAUACCCCCUACCCCGUCCGUCACAUCAGGGAGGUGUGCCCUCUAGCUAUCCACGCCCCCUCCUUGGUCACUAGUUAUAGGUAAUUUUCACCCUUCCGCCGGCCACCCCAGCCCCAGGGAAGAACGUUCCUUUGGUGGGUGUCGGCAAAUGGGGACCGGACCCGAGUCCAGAGGCGGGGCUAGCGCGCGCUCCCAAACUGCUGGCUCUUUCCUCCCGCCCUUUCCCUGCCUUUCCGUUCGAACGGCUGGGGCUCUGCCCGCUCGCUGCCCAUUGGCUGGCUCUCGGUGGCGUCACCGCCUCAGGUCCUCGCCCCCUUCGUCUGCGCCAGCCCUAGAAGCACGGGGCGGGACGUCCCCGGGAAGCGGCGCGCACGCCCGCCGACUCCCUCGCGCCAACCGCCGACGGCCGCCGCCCGGUGAAGGAGGGGCUCAGUCCUCCCAGGUGCCGCGCGCAGGAGGGGACACGCGUGCGCAAAAGGGCGGUGGGUGGGGCGCGACUCGCCACGGGGAGGGCGGGGCUGGGGCUAACAGCGAGUGGAGGGCGGGGCGCGCGAGGGAGGAGGGCGUGGUGGGGGCAUCGAGAAGGGUGAAUGGAGGGCGGGGCUGUGAACUGGGGCCGGGGGGCGGGACUUGGAGUGACCAUGGGGGGUGGGGCAGCUAACGGAUGUGGCAUGGGGCGGGGGACCAGGCCGGAGGCAGGCUGCCGGGAGGGGGGAUUCCCUCGUGCCCCAAGGGCGAAUCUCAGGUCGGAGGAAGGGGCUGAGGGGAUUCCCUCUCCCACCGGGUCCGACUCUUCGCUCCCCAAGCCGCGAAGGGCCAGCUUCUUCCUCGGCGCCCUCCACGCCUGUUGGAGGUGAGGGAGGUGGAGGGAGGUGGUGCCCGCCCCCCCCCUCCGGCUCCUCCUUUCCCCCAGUCCUCCCCUCCCACCACCCUCCCCCCCAACCGGUCCGUCCCUCCCCUCCCUCCCUCCCCCCCGCCGCCUCCUCCUCCUGCCGCUGCCGCUGCUUUGGCUGCUGCGUCAUACGCCCCAGAGGCGCCGGGACGGAGGGGCUGGGCCUGGGGACCCCCCGGCCUCCGCCUGCACGCCCCCCCCCCACGCCCGGACGUGCCCUCUCUGCGCGGGGGACUCGCCUAGGUCUCCUACGUCUGCCCCUGCCCGGCUCCCGGCGGCCCCAGCUGUCACCGGCCCCCCCAGGAUGCAAUGGCGCAGCCCCCCCGGCUGAGCCGCUCUGGUGCCUCCUCACUUUGGGACCCAGCUUCUCCUGCUCCCACCUCUGGCCCCAGGCCUCGGCUUUGGGAGGGUCAAGAUGUGCUGGCCAGAUGGACUGAUGGGCUGCUAUACUUGGGUACCAUCAAAAAGGUAAGACCUUCUACCUCUGACCUUCUUCCUAGUUUCCUUAUCUAAUUCUGGUUCCCAUUUCAUCCUGUUUGCUCACCCAUUCCAGGUGGACAGUGCUAGGGAGGUGUGUCUGGUCCAGUUUGAGGAUGAUUCGCAGUUUCUGGUUCUAUGGAAAGACAUUAGCCCUGGUAAGACUCUAGAGACCUGAGAUUGCACAUCCCAUGGAAAACAAACCUGGCCUAGAGGGGCAGAAAGAGACUUAAAGGCAGGCCCCGUGACACUGUGUUCUCUCUCAGCUGCCCUCCCUGGAGAGGAACUCCUCUGUUGUGUCUGUCGCUCUGAGACUGUGGUCCCUGGGAACCGGCUGGUCAGCUGUGAGAAGUGUCGCCAUGGUGAGAGGGCAGGUCACCUGAAUGGUCCAGCUUGCUCUUCCCUCCAGGAUGGUCCCUAUGUCACCUGUCCUGGCCUUAGUCCCCAAGCCACUGUUCUGGCCAGGCGGCUUAGCCCUAUCUUAGUCCUCAUCUGCUUUCAGCCCAGGGAGAAGCAGCCAUGGAAAGGGGUGGUAUAACCUUUGCAGGCAGAAGAUGGUUUAAAUGCAUCCUUUUCUAACCAUAUGACCUCGGACAUGUCCCUUAACCUCUAGGAGCCUCUGUUCCCUGACUUGUAAAAUAAGGAUAAUGCACCCCCUCAUCAAGACCAUGGUCAGGGAUUAAAUGAGAUGGGUAAAGACUAUUCCUGUCCCAAUACCAAGCACACACAGGUAUGCAAUAAGUGGUCUACUAUUAUCACUCCAGCUUAUCACCAGGACUGCCAUGUUCCCAGGGCUCCAGCCCCUGGAGAGGGAGAGGGCACAUCCUGGGUAUGCCGCCAGUGUGUCUUUGCGAUCGCCACCAAGGUAAAGGCACUUCCCUGUUACCCUUCCUGUGGGAGCCUCCCAUCCACAGCCUCUCCCAAGCCUUUUCCUCUCCCCACCCCUCUGAAGCCACCCACCUAUCCUGUCUCUGCAGAGGGGAGGUGCCCUGAAGAAGGGCCCCUAUGCCCGGGCCAUGCUGGGUAUGAAGCUCUCUCUGCCAUAUGGACUGAAGGGGCUGGACUGGGAUGCUGGACAUCUGAGCAACCGACAGCAGAGUUACUGUUACUGUGGUGGCCCUGGGGAGUGAGUAAUGAGAGGGGAGCAGACUGUGGAAUGAAUGAUGUGGUGGUGGAUCCCAGGAAAUGAAGGAAAAAGAACAGGAUGAGGGUAGCACUCAGGGGGAUGGGAGGUAAGUUUAGGGUUUGGGACAGUUAUGGGGAAGGGGAUUUCUGGAGGCCAGAAGUCCUGUGUUCCCCCUCAGGUGGAACCUGAAAAUGCUGCAGUGCCGGAGCUGCCUGCAGUGGUUCCAUGAGGCCUGCACCCAGUGUCUGAGCAAGCCCCUCCUCUAUGGGGACAGGUGAGACCAAGGCAGACUCUCUAGGAGCCAAGGAUGCCCUCUUUCUUCGUGUUCCACCCUCAGUUCUCCCACGCCCUUCUCCACUCCAGUCUCUUCCCAACCUCUGCAGCGUUACCUCACCUGUUCGCCCCGUCCUUGCUUGUGAGUCUUCCAGGGUAUGGCAUAGUUUUCCUGUGUAAGUGUGUUUGCUCCCUCUUGCCCAUGUCCAGGUUCUAUGAAUUUGAAUGCUGUGUGUGUCGCGGGGGCCCUGAGAAAGUCCGGAGACUACAGCUUCGCUGGUGAGCUGGAUUGGGCAUGACCUCAGUGUAACUCCACACCCCAGUAUUUCACUCUAUAUGCCCCAACCUCCCACCUCAGGACUCCCCUGGCUCUUAAAAUGCCUCUGUGGUCUUGAAAACUUUGUUUUUCCAGGGUGGAUGUGGCCCAUCUUGUCCUGUAUCACCUCAGUGUUUGCUGUAAGAAGAAAUACUUUGAUUUUGAUCGUGAGAUCCUCCCCUUCACUUCUGAGAAUUGGGACAGUUUGCUCCUGGGGGAGGUAAGGGGUAGUGCAGUUUUGGGGGUUGGGAUGGGACAGGGAGAUGUAGUGGAAAGGGGAAGAGAAGAAAUCACUGCUCCCCUGGCCCCAUUUUUCUUCAUUUCUCCCAGCUUUCAGACACCCCCAAAGGAGAACGUUCUUCCAAGCUCCUCUCUGCUCUCAACAGCCACAAGGACCGGUGAGUUGGAGGGAAGAGGAGGCAAGGAUGAGGCUCGGAAAGAGAUGGAGAGUGGAAGCCUGGAAGGGGAGGGGCUUGCAACCCACCUGGAAGACUGUGACUGAAAAGGAUUGAGGAAUGGCGUAAGGAGGAACCGUUUUUUACAGCACUGACCCUAUAUCAUUUCUCUUCUUGCCCCAGUUUCAUUUCAGGGAGAGAGAUUAAGAAGAGGAAAUGUUUGUUUGGUCUCCAUGCUCGGAUGCCUCCCCCUGUGGAGCCCCCUACUGGAGAUGGAGCACUCACCAGGUCACUGGUCCAGGGGGGAUGGGGGAAAUUCUCAGGGUGUUAGUCCUGGGGGGGUAUAUGUAUAGAGAUGGGGAGGUCUUGGGGGUGUCCGGGAGGGGGCUGGGGGGAUAAGGAGGCCUCUUACAGCUUCCCUUCAGGGCAGGGCCCUGGGGGAGGGGUCUCACGUCCCCUGGGGAAGCGCCGGAGGCCGGAGCCAGAGCCCCUGAGGAGGAGGCAGAAGGGGAAAGUGGAGGAGCUGGGGCCACCCUCAGCAGUGCGCAAUCAGCCCGAGCCCCAGGAGCAGAGGGAGCGGGCUCAUCUGCAGAGGGCACUGCAGGUACCGGAGCAGGGGGAACCCUAUGGAGCAAAUGGUGGGGUGUGGGAAGGAGUCAAGGAUUAUCUCUCAGUCCUUUGCCCCCUCUUCUAGGCCUCAGUGUCUCCACCAUCCCCCAGCCCUAACCAGAGUUACCAGGGCAGCAGCGGCUACAACUUCCGGCCCACAGAUGCCCGCUGCCUGCCCAGGUCAGUGCUCCUCUGCCCCUCCCCCACAAAAUAUGCUCCCAAUUAUUCACAUCUUCUGGACUUUAUCACCCAGAAUUCUUUUCACUCUCCCCCUUGGCUACCCAGUUCUUGGCCUAGACCGACUUCUAGAACUAGUGUCUGGUAGCCAGUAUUCUGGGGAAGGGAGUCCCUUGGGGGUAGUGUUUAAGCUCCGCACUUCCCAGGGGGAGAAGGUCCUGUUCCCCUGCUUCAGGUCCUGACUUUCCCCACUCCAACCCCAGCAGCCCCAUCCGGAUGUUUGCUUCCUUCCACCCUUCUGCCAGCACCGCAGGGACCUCUGGGGACGGUGAACCCCCAGACAGGUGAGAUUCUGUCUUCUAUUACCAGUGAUGCUCCUCUUCCCCUCUAUGUGCUCAAGGCUCUUAGUCUCUAACGCUGUUUCUCUGAUUCACAUGUGCUCUCCAUUUCUGCCCAUUUCUUAAAAUUGCCUUCUCUCCCUAGGUCACCCCUGGAACUUCACAUUGGUUUCCCCACAGACAUCCCUAAAAGUGCCCCCCACUCGAUGACUGCCUCAUCUUCCUCAGUCUCAUCCCCAUCCCCAGGUCUUCCUAGACGCUCAGCACCCCCUUCUCCCCUGUGCCGUAGUUUGUCUCCUGGGACUGGGGGAGGAGUCCGAGGUGGGGUUGGUUACCUGUCCCGAGGGGACCCUGUCCGGGUCCUUGCUCGGAGAGUACGGCCUGAUGGCUCUGUGCAGUACCUGGUUGAGUGGGGAGGAGGGGGCAUCUUCUGAACAGCCUGCCUCUGCCCAGCUCCCCAUUCACACACACCGGCACUUUCAUACCCUGACCUCUGACCUCACCUACAGCUGGGAUGUACCUGGAGAGAUAGGGGGUGGUUCUCCCUACUGCCCAGGCUGGAAUCCAAGAGUGGGGGGUGGGGAAGAGGCUCUCUUCUCUACCCUCCUUCAUGAUUCCUGACCCCUCCCAUCCUUCCCAUUUCCUUUGAUGUUAUUUUGUUACAGCUUUUUAAAUAUUUUUUAAAGUUAUUUAACCCCUGGGGGCAGAGACUGAGGAGGGAGGAUGAUAAGGGAUCCCGGACUCUCUAUGAUUGAAAUAAAGAGAAAUAAAUCUA